CACGAGGAGAGCUUGACUGCGGUUGUUCGUGGUUGCGAUGGACUUUGCGUUCAACCAAGCUUCAAACAUCGCUGCCACUGGAACUCCCCGCUCAGCUCGUUAGAUGUCAUCCCGUCUUUGACAGGUGCAUAGCCAUGGAGUGAUGCAGUUAUUGCCCGGGUCUCUCCUCCUCUCAGUGCCCAGCACACCACUAAGCUGUUACUGCAAGUCGACCAGCGAUGGGUUCCGGCGCACCUACUCUGCGAAGGUCUCUUUUUAUCUACCUAGCCUUCAUCCUGAUGGCGACACUCGUGUCACCCACACCCACCAAUUUCACGAUCGAUGACGAGUACGGCGACUCGGUCUCAGGUCUGCAGCCGAUCUACCAGCCAAGCUGGAAUUAUGGGCCUCAAUGUCCUGGGUGCGCUAUACACCCGGAAAAGGAUGAGACAUUCGACCAGACUUGGCAUGACACCACGAUACAUCCGGAGGAUCCAUCUUACAAUGUCACUCUGAUGUUUAAUGGUACCGCAAUCUGGGUGUAUUGCAUCAUCCCAUUCUCCCAGGUGAACGUUGUGACUUUCGUGAAUCUGACCUUUGAACUGGAUGGCGACUACGUCGGAGCGUUUUCCCACCAAUCCGACGAUUAUAUGUCCUACAAUAUCACUGUGUACAGCAACACAUCGAUGGAGAACCAGGACCACACGUUGGUGAUGACACUGCGGAACGACAUUGAUGCUUCCGUCGCGCUGUUUGACUGGGCGCAAUAUACGUACGAUCCGGAGCCUGAAGUCGUAUCUUCGUCGACCUUCAGCAUAUCGAACACUAGUUCAAGCACAUACUCUGAGACUGAGUCCUCGACGCGUACCUAUGAGCCAUACACGUUGCGUCUAACGAGUUCUUUUACAAGUUCUUCCAUACCGGCUCUUACCUCACACUCCUCAUCAAAGUCGUCAAAGAGCCCCACUGGUGCGAUAGCUGGAGGUAUAAUCGGCGGCAUCAGCGCCCUUGUUCUUGGCCUGCUCGCCUUCUUCUACACGCGUCACUACUGCAGAGGCGGAGCAGUCAGGUCCCGCAGUAUGAGUGACAGCGCCCCGCGUCGUCGAGGCCUCCUUGAACGCCAGGCCGCCGUUAGUGUGGAGCCAUUCUUCGGUUAUCCGACGACUCAUCAGCCCGUGCAUUCAACUGUGACAUCGUCGCCAAAGGAAGUUGCGAGAUCAGCCUGGUCCGCGCCCCAGGCUACAUAUUUCGAAACGCCAGGAGACGUCACGGGAGGUGCGAGCCCGAUAACUGUCACGUCGAGGCGUAACAUCGCUUUCGAGAAUUCAGAUGUGCCCGAAACGACUGCAAGGCCGUCGCUUGACCCACCCCAGACGACGUCUUUCAGGAUAUCGAGCACAGAGCUCCUCUCGACGGCACGUGCUGCCACUCACAAAGAUGGAAUGACGACGUCUCAGGCACGCCAGGCCGAGAGGGAUAUAUCUGCGGUCCGAUACGAGGAGCUCGCGCGCCACAUGCGCGACAUGGACCGGCAGGUCGCCGAGCUUCAGCGGCGCCAAUUCGACUCCGGGAACGUCUCCGUGGGCGGGCCUGUGUCUGAUGCCCAUGGCGACGUACAGGUGCAUAGCGAUACGGAUUCGAGAAGGCAGAUCGAGGCCUUGCAGAUGGAGGUGGAACGGCUAAGGGUGUUGGCAGCGGCAGCAAUGGCCUUGCCUCCCCCAGCGUAUGAGCUUGACACUGACGAAGAAUCUUGAGGUUCAGCAGGUGACUUGUAGGUCUACCAAAAUUCGAACCAGCAUGUCAUGAGGGGAGUAUAUAAUAUACUAAUGGGUAUAAUGCCAUGUAUGUCCUGACAAAUUCGCCGGUCUCACUCGCGAGGGGCCCGUUACGAAGACGCUAGACACGCAUACCUCAAUGCGGUCCUUCGCCUUGCUCCUCGUGCAUCCCUAUUGCAUGCUUGGCCUUUCGAGCCGUCGCAUGCUCCAGUCUGUGUUCCGCUUCUGUAGCAUUGUCCUCCGCUAUGCGAAAAAUGCCGUCG
Laetiporus sulphureus 93-53 is the source of this 2017-nucleotide messenger RNA. RefSeq lists its product as uncharacterized. The record is from RefSeq and is a predicted model, not a curated record. NCBI's taxonomy places the organism in Eukaryota, Fungi, Basidiomycota, Agaricomycetes, Polyporales, Laetiporaceae. Bases 219 to 1733 code for a protein of 504 amino acids. The transcript is spliced from 4 exons.